Molecule: messenger RNA, 2403 nt
Organism: Strongyloides ratti
Lineage: Eukaryota; Metazoa; Nematoda; Chromadorea; Rhabditida; Strongyloididae
Product: Calpain-15
Exons: 2
Coding region: 1-2403 (800 amino acids)
Biological process (GO): proteolysis
Cellular component (GO): cytoplasm
Molecular function (GO): calcium-dependent cysteine-type endopeptidase activity
Source: RefSeq, a predicted model, not a curated record
AUGUAUCCCAUUCAUAAUAAUUUUGAGCAAAUACACGAAACUGGCGAAUGGUCCUGUCCUUGUUGUACUUUAUUAAAUCCUAAAAAUGUUUUUAUUUGUGGUGCUUGUGGUUCUAAUACACCUAACCUUGGAAUGAGAAUUAUUAAUAUAAAUAAUAAUCAAAAUAAUUUAUCAUUGUCUACAUUUACCACAAUGCUUAAAAAUAUCAGUAAAACAACAUCCUCCAUGCUUUCACAUAAUAUUAAUAAAUUACAUAGAGAUAUUUUUUCAAGUCAUGGUAAUAAAGAAUUUUUUGAAAAUAAAUGGAAGUGCAUUAAAUGUGCAUUUAUUAAUAUGGGAUCUAGAAUUUACUGUGAAAUAUGUAAUUAUGAUAGAGGAGUAUUUAAUUUUGCAAGUGGGGAAUAUAACAUUUGUUUAAAUUGUAAUUAUCAUGAAAUAUAUAAUUUUGGUAAAAAAAAUUGUUCAUUUUGUUUUUCGAAACUGUCAAAUGUUAACGAAACAAAUAAUUAUGAUUUUAAUAUGGAAACAUCCACACUCCUUGAAUAUGAGUCAAUAACACUUGAACAAAGUAGGCAAUUCAAUGAUAUUUAUAAAAAUAUCUAUGAAGAUUGUGUUAAAAAUAAUGUUUCAUUUAUUGAUGAUAGUUUUCCUCAUUCAAAAAAGAGUAUCGGUGAACAUAUAACAUCAGACAGGGGUCGUCGACAAAUACCUAAUGAAAUAUUAUGGUUAAGACCAGCACAAAUAUUUACUAAAGAUGGUUGUCGUUAUCGAUGGGCAGUUUUUCGUGAUAAUAAUUUAUUAACUACAGAUAUAGAACAAGGGUUACUCGGAAAUUGUUGGUUUUUAUCUUCAUUAGCUGUAUGUACAGAGAAAUUUGAAAUUUUAAAAAAAAUUUUUAUUACAUCAAAUUAUCAACAUAAUGGAAUAUAUUGUCUUUCAUUGUGUAUUGAUGGAAUGUGGAAAAGUAUAAUUGUUGAUGAUUUUUUUCCAUGUUUUCCUGAUACUAAAUAUCAAAUAUUUGCUGUUGGUAGAAGAAAUCAAUUAUGGGUUCCUUUGAUUGAAAAAGCUUUUGCUAAAGCUUAUGGAAAUUAUGCAAAUUUAUCAGCUGGAACUUCUGCAGAAGGUUUCAGUGCAUUAACUGGUUGUCCUACUCAACAAAUUGAUCUUAGAAAUGAAAUGUAUAGAGAAUGUUCAGAUAUUUUGUGGGUUAAAAUAAUAUCAUCAAAAGAAGCUGGUUUUUUGAUGGGAUGUAGUGCUGGAAAUCAAUUUCUUAGUGAUAAAGAAUAUUUAAAAGUUGGCCUUCAAAAACAACACGGUUAUUCAUUUCUUGAUACUGCAACAUUAAGUAAUGGGACAAAAAUUGUAAAAUUACGAAAUCCAUGGGGUAAAUUUGUAUGGAAUAAAGAAUAUAGUAACAAUUGGAGUGGAUGGAAUAUAGAUGAAAAAAAAAGAUUAAUGCCAAAUGGUAUUGAAGCAGGUGUAUUUUGGAUGCCAUUUGAUUCUUUUUGUAAAUAUUUUACAAUGAUUGAGAUAUGUAAAAUAAGAACUAACUGGAAAGAAAUAAGAAUUCCUCUUAAGGCAUGUCAUGAUUGGAGUAAUUUGUUUAAAUUAAAAACUAUAAAAAUAAUUGUAACAGAAGAUACAGAGGCAACUUUUGUAUUACAUCAAACUAACUCAAGAUCUAAAAAUAGUUUACAUGAUUUAUUAAUUGUUAUUUAUGAAGAAAAUACUUUAUAUGGUGGUCCUGGAAAUAUUAUUGCUUAUUCAGAACAUAGUUUAUUACCUUUUGUCGUAACAGAAGAUGUCUUUUUAAAAAGUGGUAUAUAUUUUGUUAACUAUUUUUCAUUUUAUAAUUACGGAAAUGAAUUUGAAAUAUCUAAAAACGAUGAAAGCAAAAAAUGUGACUUAAUUGUUUCUAUUCAUAGCUCAAAAAUACUUCAUGCUUCUGUAAUACCUGCAUCAUUUUUAUUUUAUCAAAGAUCUUUGGCAAAUUUUAUUAAGACAUAUGGUGUUAUGGAGUCUCCCUCAAAUACUAAUGUUAUAUUUUAUAAAAUGCAAAAAACAUCAUGUGGAAUUAUUACGUAUGUUGAGAAUAUUGAUAAAAAUAAAUAUGCAUUUAUAAAAUGUAAAGUUAACAAACAUACAAACUUAUUAAGAACUAGACAGUAUGCCUCAACACACGACAUAAUACCACCAUGUUCUGGAAUGAUUAUUCAUGUAUUCACACAAAUGGAACCUUCUCAAAGUUAUGGUCUGGAGUAUACUUUAAAGUGUUCUUUGCAAUACUUUCAAAAAGGAAUUAUAGAAAAAGACCAGUAUUCAAAUACGGUAAACAAUCACAAUAAUCCAGAUUUAAACCAAUGUUAUUUAAGAGCACUUCAUUCUCCAUUUCCAAUAUUGUAA